AUGAAGCUUUCUAAUAUACUGUUACUAGGAUCUAGCCUAGUGUUCAAUAUCGUGGCUGCCGAUGUUGCUGCCAAUAAAAAUCCUGAAGUUAAUGUCGAGGUUGAAACUCCACCAGAGGGUUUAUCAUGGGAAGAAUGGCAUAUGCAGCAUGAACAUCAAAUGAAAGAAUAUGAUCCAGAGAGCUUUUUUGCAUUACACGAUAUCAAGAAGAAAGGUUAUUUUGAUGACGACGAUAUCUUAGCAUUGUAUGGUUUGAAUCGUGGUGAAGUCGUUGGUAAAGGUGACGGUAUGGGUGAACAUGAUAGUUCUGAACUUAUAGAUGAAGAAAAUUCUAAAAGGGUUGUUACAUUCAUCAAGAAGUUAUUAGAUGUUGAUGACGAUAGCAGAAUCGCUAAAGAAGAAUAUUUAGCUUUUGCUAAGAAAGGUCAUAAAUUCCCAGACUUGGGUGUUGGUGUUGGUCACCAUGCUGACUUCGAAUUAGAAUACGAAUUACAUCAUUGGAAUAAAUUCCAUAGAGAUACCGACCCUGAUGUUAAGAAUGUUCACAAAGAAGACAUUGAACAUGAACUAUUACAUCAUUUCCAUGAAAUUGAACACGAAGAGAAAGUUCAAAGAGGCGCUUCUAAAGGUACUGUCAUAACUGAUGAUGAAUUGGAAUCAAGAAUUGAUAUCAAGAACAUUCCAAAGAAAUUCAAGAAUGGUUUCUUUUAA
Molecule: messenger RNA, 711 nt
Organism: Tetrapisispora phaffii CBS 4417
Lineage: Eukaryota; Fungi; Ascomycota; Saccharomycetes; Saccharomycetales; Saccharomycetaceae
Gene: SSP120
Product: nucleobindin SSP120
Exons: 1
Coding region: 1-711 (236 amino acids)
Cellular component (GO): endoplasmic reticulum-Golgi intermediate compartment; extracellular exosome
Molecular function (GO): calcium ion binding
Source: RefSeq, a predicted model, not a curated record